Messenger RNA from Cheilinus undulatus (humphead wrasse), 1698 nucleotides. RefSeq names its product putative per-hexamer repeat protein 5. The transcript has 3 exons. The coding region runs from base 1 to 1698 and encodes 565 amino acids. NCBI's taxonomy places the organism in Eukaryota, Metazoa, Chordata, Actinopteri, Labriformes, Labridae. The record is from RefSeq and is a predicted model, not a curated record.
AUGGUAACAGCUGCAUGCACGCCUCACAUCAGCAAGUCCAACGCCAAGCGUCAGAUGGGGUGGAGCCCACCCUGUCCUUCGACCCCGAAGCACGGAACGAUUGCACUCACACUGGCCAAACGUACUGGACUUCAGGCUGAAACGGGCCCAGGCCAGACCGGAUGGCUUAGUAGGUCCUGGACUAGGAUCAGGAUCCCUCUAUGUCUGCCCACCAUCACUGACAGAGGUCCUGGACUAGGAACAGGAUCCCUCUAUGUCUGCCCCACCAUCACUGACAGAGGUCCUGGACUAGGAACAGGAUCCCUCUAUGUCUGCCCCACCAUCACGGACAGAGGUCCUGGACUAGGAUCAGGAUCCCUCUAUGUCUGCCCCAACAUCACGGACAGAGGUCCUGGACUAGGAACAGGAUCCCUCUAUGUCUGCCCCACCAUCACUGACAGAGGUCCUGGACUAGGAACAGGAUCCCUCUAUGUCUGCCCCACCAUCACGGACAGAGGUCCUGGACUAGGAUCAGGAUCCCUCUAUGUCUGCCCCACCAUCACGGACAGAGGUCCUGGACUAGGAACAGGAUCCCUCUAUGUCUUCCCAACCAACACGGACAGAGCUCCAGGACUAGGAACAGGAUCCCUCUAUGUCUGCCCCACCAUCACGGACAGAGGUCCUGGACUAGGAACAGGAUCCCUCUAUGUCUGCCCCACCAUCACGGACAGAGGUCCUGGACUAGGAACAGGAUCCCUCUAUGUCUGCCCCACCAUGACUGAGAGAGGUCCUGGACUAGGAUCAGGAUCCCUCUAUGUCUGCCCCACCAUGACUGAGAGAGGUCCUGGACUAGGAUCAGGAUCCCUCUAUGUCUGCCCCACCAUCACGGACAGAGGUCCUGGACUAGGAUCAGGAUCCCUCUAUGUCUGCCCCACCAUGACUGAGAGAGGUCCUGGACUAGGAUCAGGAUCCCUCUAUGUCUGCCCCACCAUCACUGAGAGAGGUCCUGGACUAGGAUCAGGAUCCCUCUAUGUCUGCCCCACCAUCACGGACAGAGGUCCUGGACUAGGAUCAGGAUCCCUCUAUGUCUGCCCCACCAUCACGGACAGAGGUCCUGGACUAGGAUCAGGAUCCCUCUAUGUCUGCCCCACCAUCACUGACAGAGGUCCUGGACUAGGAACAGGAUCCCUCUAUGUCUGCCCCACCAUCACGGACAGAGGUCCUGGACUAGGAACAGGAUCCCUCUAUGUCUGCCCCACCAUCACUGACAGAGGUCCUGGACUAGGAACAGGAUCCCUCUAUGUCUGCCCCACCAUCACUGACAGAGGUCCUGGACUAGGAACAAGAUGCCUCUAUGUCUGCCCCACCAUCACUGACAGAGGUCCUGUACUAGGAUCAGGAUCCCUCUAUGUCUGCCCCACCAUCACUGACAGAGGUCCUGGACUAGGAACAGGAUCCCUCUAUGUCUGCCCCACCAUCACUGACAGAGGUCCUGGACUAGGAUCAGGAUCCCUCUAUGUCUGCCCCACCAUCACUGACAGAGGUCCUGGACUAGGAACAGGAUCCCUCUAUGUCUGCCCCACCAUCACUGACAGAGGUCCUGGACUAGGAACAGGAUCCCUCUAUGUCUGCCCCACCAUCACUGACAGAGGUCCUGGACUAGGAUCAGGAUCCCUCGGUCUUCUUUCUUUAAAGACUAAGAUGACGUCUACAUGUUGA